Molecule: messenger RNA, 3140 nt
Organism: Xiphias gladius (swordfish)
Lineage: Eukaryota; Metazoa; Chordata; Actinopteri; Istiophoriformes; Xiphiidae
Gene: ano2b
Product: anoctamin 2b
Exons: 25
Coding region: 1-3048 (1015 amino acids)
Biological process (GO): chloride transmembrane transport
Cellular component (GO): plasma membrane
Molecular function (GO): chloride channel activity; protein dimerization activity
Source: RefSeq, a predicted model, not a curated record
AUGCAAAUCUCCCCGAAUGAAGACAAGAUCUCAGUCGCGGGUUCAAUUUCAAACCAUCAGUGCAACGGAGAAGGCCUUUGCUUCUCUGAUGGCCAACGUAAAGUUGACUAUGUUCUGGUCUUCCAUCAGAGGCGGCACAGCUCCGUAAGAUCUUCUGCCAGCACCUCAAUGUCACAAGACCAAUUAUCUAUUGUUUCCAACGGCAACUUUCCCCAGUUGGUGGGCUCGGAUGUGGCAGCAGGAAAAGGAGGGGGCAUGCCAGGAGGGGAGGCUGUGAGUGUCGGUGAAGUGUUCAUGGAGCUUGGAUCUGCAGGAGGGAACGAGCCAACGGACACAGGUGACCAUGAGAUGUGUCUGAUCAGACAAGAGUUUGAGGCCAACUUGCUGGAGGCUGGCCUGGAGCUAGAGAGAGACAGUGAGUUAAAGGCCCAUGGCCCCAGCUUUACUCGUCUCCAUGCGCCCUGGCCGGUACUCUGUCGAGAGGCUGAGUUUCUCAAGAUUAAAGUCCCCACCAAAACGAGUUACGAACUUAAAGAGGAAAGUGGUUUUGGGUCCAGGAUGAGCGCAGUGUGGAGGAAACUAAAUCAGCCUUUUCAGCCCAAAGUACCACAUCAGGACCACGGAUGCACCAAAUUUCUCUCAGACUGCUUCUCAAGGGACAAACUCCACCUUUACAACAUCACAUCUAAAGAAACAUUCUUUGACAAUGCUACAAGGGGUCGAAUAGUGUACGAGAUUCUGAGACGAACAGUGUGUGUACGAACCUGUCAAACCAUAGGCAUCAGCACUUUGAUAGCUAAAGGCGUGUAUGAUGCUGCCUUCCCUCUUCACGAUGGUGACUAUAGGGUUAUUGGACACUUUGAGGAGAGGAACGACAGACAGGUUCUGCAUGAAGAGUGGGCCAGAUACUCAGCCUUUUACAAGUACCAGCCCAUUGAUCUUGUCAGGAAGUACUUUGGGGAGAAGAUCGGCCUGUACUUCGCAUGGCUUGGUGUUUACACUCAGCUGCUCAUACCAGCCUCCAUAGUGGGGAUCAUUGUGUUUGGCUACGGAGUGGCGACAGUGGAUACUAACAUACCCAGCCUGGAGAUGUGUGACAAGCAUCUCAAUUUCACCAUGUGUCCUCUGUGUGACGGAGCCUGUGACUUCUGGCAGCUCAGCACUGCCUGCAGCACCGCCAGAGCUUCACACCUCUUCGACAAUCCUGCCACUGUAUUCUUUGCCAUUUUCAUGUCUCUGUGGGCGGUGCUGUUCCUGGAGCACUGGAAGCGUCGUCAGAUCAGUUUGAGCUUCAGCUGGGAUCUGACAGGCAUAGAGGAGGACGAGGAACAUCCUAGACCAAGAUAUGAGACCAUCCUUCUUCAGAAGAGACAAAGGAAGCAGAAAAAUAAGAAAAAGAAUGAGCCAGAGAAGAUGGAGGAUGGGACAGUGACAGGGAAGGACAGAUGGAAACAAAAACUACUGUCUGCCAUGACUGCAGGAAUACCGACUGCGACAGAGAAGUUGACCUGGAAGGACCGUCUUCCUGGAUACUUCGUCAAUGUCUCCUCUAUCCUCUUUAUGUUUGGGCUGACAUUUUCAGCAGUUUUUGGGGUAAUUGUCUACCGCAUCACAGUGUCAGCCCUGAUGGCAAUGAGCCCUGACCCGGAGACCAAGUCCAAUGUUCGGGUGACAGUGACAGCCACUGCAGUCAUCAUUAACUUAGUGGUUAUUCUGAUCCUUGAUGAAAUCUACGGAGCUAUGGCAGUGUGGCUGACUGAGCUAGAGAUUCCCAAAACAGAAACCAGCUUUGAGGAGCAUCUCAUCCUGAAAGCCUUUUUGCUAAAGUUUAUGAACGCAUAUGCACCCAUCUUUUAUGUGGCUUUCUUCAAGGGACGGUUUGCAGGUCGACCUGGAAAUUACGUGUAUGUCUUUAAUGAUUAUCGGAUGGAAGAGUGUGCCCCAGGAGGCUGCCUCAUUGAGUUGUGUAUUCAGCUUAGCAUCAUCAUGCUGGGGAAACAGCUAAUCCAGAACAACAUCUUUGAAAUCGGCAUCCCGAAGUUGAAGAAGUUGGUGCGUGAAUUGAAGGCUAAAGGAUCAGCAGAAAAGGAGAGAGAGGAGGAAAGGCCUCCACAGCAGUGGAACCUGGACUAUGCCCUGGCUGCCUUUGAAGGCCUCACACCCGAAUACAUGGAGAUGAUCAUCCAGUUUGGUUUUGUGUCUCUGUUCGUGGCUUCAUUUCCGCUCGCUCCUCUCUUUGCCCUGCUCAACAAUGUCAUUGAGAUCAGAUUGGAUGCAAAGAAGUUUGUUACAGAGCUACGCAGGCCAGUAGCCAUACGCGCUAAAGACAUUGGUAUAUGGUACAACAUACUGAGUGGAAUGGGAAAAUUCUCAGUCAUUAUAAAUGCCUUUGUGAUCUCCUUCACAUCAGACUUCAUUCCUCGGCUCGUCUAUCAAUACAUGUACAGUCAGACGGGCACCAUGCAUGGUUUCGUUGACCACACACUCUCCUACUUCAAUGUGUCCAAUUUUAAACCAGGCACGGCACCGCAGAACUCCACAGACAUCACCGUCUGCCGGUACAAAGACUAUAGGGAACCCCCUUGGUCUCCAGAUGCGUACCAGUUCUCCAAACAGUACUGGUGUGUCCUGGCUGCAAGACUGGCUUUUGUCAUACUGUUUCAGAACCUGGUGAUGUUCCUCAGCCUUGUGGUUGCCUGGGUAAUCCCUGACGUCCCCAAAACCAUCAUGGUGCAGCUCAAACAAGAGAAGAAGCUCCUGGUUGAGGUCUUCUUAAGGGAAGAGAAGGAAAAAUUCCAGCUCAUUCAAAGCCUCUUCGCCAAGGACACCAACCUACAGCCAGGUAGCCAUGUGCUCCACCAGGGAAAGGCUUUCCCCAUUCCGGGCCUCUACAGUACUCUACCCUCAGGCCCCACGAAAGCCUUGACUAGAGAUGGAGGAGGAGAGCCAAGGGCCAGGUUUAGGGCCGCCAGCUUCAGCCAGUUCACCAGGAAGAUUCCUCCAUUGCCUAGGAAUGAAAAUGAAAAUUCGAGACACACGGCCGUGUGACAUAACACACAAAUCAGUAGGGCUGCCCCAGCUGGGCCUCAGGACUGUGUUGCUUGGGUGAUUCAGUAGGUAUAUAUCUUUGCCUGUGUUUC